CAGAUGGGCUUAGGUCACGAGCAAGGAUUUGGAGCCCCCUGCUUAAAAUGCAAAGAUAAAUGUGAAGGAUUCGAACUGCACUUCUGGAGAAAAAUAUGCCGCAACUGCAAGUGUGGCCAAGAAGAACACGAUGUCCUCCUGAGCAAUGAAGAGGAUCGGAAAGUGGGGAGACUUUUUGAAGACACCAAGUACACCACCUUGAUCGCAAAGCUAAAAUCGGAUGGCAUCCCUAUGUAUAAACGCAAUGUUAUGAUCCUGACCAAUCCCGUUGCUGCCAAGAAGAAUGUCUCCAUCAACACAGUCACCUACGAAUGGGCGCCUCCUGUCCAGAACCAAGCGCUGGCCAGGCAGUACAUGCAGAUGCUGCCUAAGGAGAAGCAGCCCGUGGCCGGCUCCGAAGGGGCGCAGUACCGGAAGAAGCAGCUGGCAAAGCAGCUCCCUGCUCACGAUCAGGACCCUUCCAAGUGCCAUGAGUUGACUCCCAAAGAGGUGAAGGAGAUGGAGCAGUUUGUGAAGAAAUAUAAGAACGAGGCUCUCGGGGUGGGAGAUGUCAAACUUCCCCAAGAGAUGGACGCCCAAGGCCCCGACCGGUCCUAUAUCCCUGGCGGCGAUAGAAGCACUACGACGUCGGUCGGGGCCACUGAGGACAAGUCUACGGAACACAAGCACGCGCAGUAUUCCUGCUAUUGCUGCAAGCUGAGUAUGCAGAAGGGUGACCCGGCCGUCUACGCUGAGAGGGCUGGCUACGACAAACUGUGGCACCCUGCUUGCUUUGUGUGCAGCACCUGCGGUGAACUCCUGGUCGACAUGAUCUAUUUUUGGAAGAAUGGGAAGCUGUACUGUGGCAGGCACUACUGUGACAGUGAGAAACCCCGAUGUGCUGGCUGUGAUGAGCUCAUAUUCAACAAUGAAUAUACCCAGGCCGAAAACCAGAACUGGCACCUGAAACACUUUUGCUGCUUUGACUGUGACUGCGUUCUAGCUGGGGAGGUAUAUGUGAUGGUCAAUGACAAGCCCGUGUGCAAGCCCUGCUAUGUGAAGAAUCAUGCUGUGGCGUGCCAAGGAUGCCACAAUGCCAUUGACCCCGAGGUGCAGCGGGUGACCUACAACAACUUCAGCUGGCAUGCCUCCACUGAGUGCUUCCUGUGCUCCUGCUGCAGCAAGUGUCUCAUCGGGCAGAAGUUCAUGCCCGUGGAAGGGAUGGUGUUCUGCUCUGUGGAGUGUAAGAAGAUGAUGUCUUAAGAGAGCACCAUGCCGUCUCAGCCAUAGUUAUGUUAACCCAUGCCGCCUGCUUCUUCUGUCUACUAGAAAAUGCAAUUUGAGAAAAUAAAAGGAAAAGGGUGUGGGAAAGAAACCCUAAAAGAAAUCAGAUUUUUCUCAGUGUCCUUUGCAGUUUUUCUCUUAUCAAUUUUUUUGUCUAAAAUUUUGGAACCUUUUAAAUGCUCUAAGCAUUUGAUUAAAAACAAAGGCAGAGAAUUUUAUUUUUUCUUUAGCUUUCCAGUUGUGAGCUUUUUGGAUAGAAGGUCAAUUUUUAAUGACCUAAUCUCCAUAUCCCCAUCACCCAUGUGCCAAAGGCAGUCCACAAGAAGUACCUAAGCGCUCGUGCAAUGAGUGGGAAGAUGAGCCUGUUUUGUUCUGUGUGCUUUUUCCCUUCGUGUGUAAAGUGAAACGGAAAUUAAACUUGCCUUCACACCGGAGCUCCACCUUCAUUGCCUCCUCGUCUCCACUGAGCUCCUUGUCGGCCCAGUGAAUGCCUGUCGAUGGUGAGAAUGGAAACUGGAGUUUGCAGAGCGCAGCUCAUUUCGUGCCUGUGCAGCCACUAGUUCCCAGUUUGGGCAGCGGAUCCGUUCUUUAUUGCAUUUCUCUGGUAAGAUUAUUUUUCCCUGCCUCUCAGUAUUCCUUUUCCAAGCUGGCAACCUCCAUCUGUGGCCUUGACUCUCUUAUUACCACGAGACACAACAGAAGCCCCCUUUUUACUCUUGAGAUGAUUUGGGUUUGGGCAUAAAAGCCCGGUCACUCUUGUACACUGUUUGCAAUCCAAAGAGCAUGUGCACUUUUGUACUUGGAUUUAGUCUCCUUCCUGCCACGAUUCCAGUUGUGUAUUCUGCAUGUUUUGUAUUUUCAUAGAUACUGCCCUCGCCUAUGCAUGUGUAUAUUGAAGACUAAUUAAAAUCAAAUCUUCACCUGCAUACUUCUAUACCGAAGCAUUUCUAACGCCUAUUCCCAGCUCCCUGUAUACUUCCUUACAUUGCUAUGCAUUAUGAAAUUCAAAUGGAAUGAAUGUUACUUAUGUUGUUCAAAAUAAAAGUCUUUCACUCUAA
Messenger RNA from Echinops telfairi (small Madagascar hedgehog), 2321 nucleotides. It is a transcript of the gene TES, whose product is annotated as testin LIM domain protein. The record is from RefSeq and is a predicted model, not a curated record. The coding region runs from base 4 to 1242 and encodes 412 amino acids. NCBI's taxonomy places the organism in Eukaryota, Metazoa, Chordata, Mammalia, Afrosoricida, Tenrecidae. Gene Ontology annotation, molecular function: zinc ion binding. The transcript is spliced from 6 exons.